This is a messenger RNA of Trichechus manatus latirostris (Florida manatee), 7257 nucleotides long. It is a transcript of the gene TTBK2, whose product is annotated as tau tubulin kinase 2. NCBI's taxonomy places the organism in Eukaryota, Metazoa, Chordata, Mammalia, Sirenia, Trichechidae. Gene Ontology annotation, biological process: cilium assembly; peptidyl-serine phosphorylation; signal transduction. Bases 628 to 4371 code for a protein of 1247 amino acids. Gene Ontology annotation, molecular function: protein serine/threonine kinase activity; ATP binding. Gene Ontology annotation, cellular component: cytoplasm; ciliary transition zone; ciliary basal body. The record is from RefSeq and is a predicted model, not a curated record. The transcript has 15 exons.
GCGGCAUUUCUCCGGUGGGGGGCGGAGACGCUCUCUGCCCGACUCUCCGCCCCCUUCCUGAUAGGCAAUGGGACCAGCCAACCGACGUGGCGUGCUCGGAACGCUUUCUCCAAUCAGCAUCUGUGGUGGCGAGGUGGGCGUGCGCACUGGCAGGGCAGGUGGGCUAGGCUGUGCCGGGUUGCGAAGGGGGAGAAUAACGUCGGGUCGGGUCAGCGGGCGCUGCAGUAGUCGCUGCAGCGGUGAUGGGAGCGGUGGGGACGAGGAGGCGGCGGCGGCGGCAGGAGGAGGAGCAGGGGCUGGCACAAGAGCAGCGGCUGGGGGCGGCCAGCAACGGCAGUAACAGCAGCAGCCGCCGCCGCCGCCAGUAAACGCGGACGGUACCCGAGGGGACUACCCAGCCGGCCGGCCCUCGAACCCGCGCUCGGGUCCCGUCGCAGUCGGGCGGCGGGGGAUGGGCAGGCGGCGGCGGUUCCGCCUCCUGAGGGCUGACCCCUGCUGGUCCGGGCCCUGAGCCGGACCCGAGCCCUCCGCCCGAAAUCCCUGCGUCCGCCACGGCCCAGUUUAAAUGGCAACCACCCUUGGGAGCUGGAUGCCUGUGUAGCUGUUCUACCACAUCAGUGAACUGCAAUGAGUGGGGGAGGAGAGCAGCCAGAUAUCCUCAGUGUUGGAAUCCUGGUCAAAGAAAGAUGGAAAGUGUUGAGGAAGAUUGGGGGUGGGGGCUUUGGAGAAAUUUACGAUUCCCUGGACAUGCUCACGAGGGAAAAUGUUGCACUGAAGGUGGAAUCAGCUCAACAACCCAAACAAGUCUUGAAAAUGGAGGUUGCUGUAUUGAAAAAAUUACAAGGGAAAGACCAUGUUUGUAGAUUUAUUGGCUGUGGGAGGAAUGAUCGAUUCAACUAUGUGGUCAUGCAGUUGCAGGGUCGUAAUCUGGCAGAUCUGCGCCGUAGUCAGUCCCGGGGCACAUUCACCCUUAGCACUACUCUUCGGCUGGGCAGACAGAUUCUGGAAUCUAUUGAAAGCAUCCAUUCUGUGGGAUUCUUGCACCGAGACAUCAAACCGUCAAACUUCGCCAUGGGUCGCUUUCCUAGUACAUGUAGGAAAUGCUAUAUGCUUGAUUUUGGCUUGGCUCGACAAUUUACCAAUUCCUGUGGUGACGUCAGACCACCUCGUGCCGUGGCAGGCUUUCGAGGGACGGUUCGUUAUGCAUCGGUCAAUGCUCAUCGGAACAGGGAAAUGGGAAGACAUGAUGACCUCUGGUCCUUGUUCUACAUGUUGGUGGAGUUUGUGAUUGGUCAGCUGCCUUGGAGAAAAAUAAAGGACAAGGAGCAGGUAGGCUCUAUUAAGGAGAGAUACGACCACAGGCUCAUGUUGAAACAUCUCCCUCCAGAAUUCAGCAUGUUUCUGGAUCAUAUAUCAUCUUUGGAUUAUUUUACAAAACCAGACUACCAGCUUCUUACAUCCGUGUUUGACAACAGCAUCAAGACCUUUGGGGUAAUUGAGAGUGACCCUUUUGACUGGGAGAAAACCGGAACUGACUGUUCCCUGACAACCACCACCACGUCUACAGCGCCUCAGUUACACACUCGCUUGACCCCUGCUGCAAUCGGAAUUGCCAAUGCCACUCCCAUUCCCGGAGACUUGCUUCGAGAAAAUACAGAUGAGGUGUUUCCAGAUGAGCAGCUUAGUGAUGGCGAGAAUGGCAUCCCUGUUGGUGUAUCACCAGAUAGAUUGCCUGGGUCUCCGGGACACCCUCGUCCCCAGGAGAAGGAUGUUUGGGAAGAGAUGGAUGCCAACAGGAACAAGAUAAAGCUUGGGAUUUGUAAAGCUGCUACAGAAGAGGAAAACAGCCACGGUCAAGCAAACGGUAUGCUGAAUGCUCCAAGCCUUGGCUCACCCAUUCGGGUCCGCUCAGAGAUUACUCAGCCAGACAGAGACUUUCCGUUGGUGCGAAAGUUACGUUCCAUCCACAGCUUUGAGCUGGAAAAACGACUGACGCUGGAGCCAAAGCCAGACACUGAAAAGUUUCUUGAAACCUGCCUGGAGAAGAUGCAGAAAGAUUCCAGUGCAGGAAAGGAAUCUACUCUCCCUGCUCUGCUUCAUAAGCCUUGUGUUCCUGUUGUGUCCCGUGUGGACCGCGUCUGGCAUUAUGAUGAGGAAUACCUUCCAGAUGCUUCUAAGCCUGCCUCUGCCAACACCCCUGAGCAGGCAGAUGGUGGUGGCAGCAAUGGAUUUAUAGCAGUCAACCUGAGCUCCUGCAAGCAGGAGGUCGAUUCCAAAGAAUGGGUGAUUGUGGACAAGGAGCAGGACCUUCGGGAUUUUAGGACAAAUGAGGCUUUAGGGCAUAAAACAACUGGAAGCCCUUCUGAUGAGGAACCUGAAGUGCUUCACGUCCUGGAGGAAUCGCCUCAAGAUGAAAAGCUCAGAUUAAGCCCUUGGGUAGAAAAUGAUCAUUUAAAGAAGGAAAGCUCAGGUGUGCUCUUAGCCCUUUCUGGAGAGUGCCCUGCCACUGCUGCUUCAGAACAGUGUACCGACAGGCUGGAACUCCAGGCUGGAACUGCUAGCCAGCUGAUUGCAGCCACACCCACAAGUCCAAUGGAGGCGCAAGCAGAAGGACCCCUUACGGCGAUUACAAUUCCUAGACCUUCUGUGGCAUCUACACAGUCAACUUCAGGGAGCUUUCACUGUGGUCAGCAGCUAGAGAAGAAAGAUCUUCAGCCCAUGGAGCACACUGUGGAACUUUACUCUCCAAGGGAGAACUUCCCUGGCUUGGUUGUGACAGAGGGUGAGCCUGCUAGUGGAGGAUGCAGAACAGACCUGGGGCUUCAGUUAGAUCAUAUUGGUCAUGACAUGUUACCCAAGGAAGUUCCUAUUAGAGAGUGUGACAAAUCCCAAGACCUGGGACAAAGAGACCUUCCUGACCAUAGCAGACAGAUUGUGAGAGAAUUUGAGAGCCUCCCUGGAGAAACUGGAGAGAAAAGCAUUCUUGUAGGGUCAGAUAAUGACGAUGAGAAGUUAAGUAAAGGGCAGUGUUGUAUUGAGAUCUCCCCUCUCCCAGGAGAUUUGGUAACUAUAGAAAGGGAUCACUCAGCUACUGCUAAACCUCUUGAUGUGACAAAGACACAGACUUUUAGUGUGGUGCCAAAUCAAGACAAAAAUCAUGAGAUAAUGAGGCUUUUGGCAAUUGGAACUUCAGAAAUUUCUCCAAGAGUCAUUGAUCCAUAUGUUGAAGGACAGAUGGGCCAGAUGGCAGCAAUGCAAAAAAGUAAGGUAUCUAAGGAUGAUGACAUCAAGAGUGAAGACUUGCUGGGUCAUCAAGGAGACCUCUCUACUUUUUUGCACCAAGAGGGUAAAAAAGAGAAAAUUGCUCCUAAAAAUGGAGAAGUAUUUCAUUGCGUUUCAGAGAAUGAACAUUGUCCGCCAUCCCGGAAGGAUGUGGUUAGGUCCUCCUUUGUAACUAGACACAGCCGAAUCCCUGUUUUAGCACAAGAGAUAGACUCACCUUUUGAAUCAUCUUCUCCAGUCUCUGCAAAAGAAAAGCUUCUCCAAAAGAAAGCUUAUCAACCGGACCUAGUCAAGCUUCUGGUAGAAAAAAGGCAACUCAAGUCUUUCCUGGGUGACCUCUCAAGUGCCUCUGAUAAAUUGCUAGGGGAGAAACUAGCUACUGUUCCUGCUCCCUUUUCUGAGGAGGAAGUCUUCACUCCCUUUUCGAGACUGGCAGUGGACUCUCACCUGAGCAGGUCAGCCGAAGAGAGCUUUCUGUCACCCAUCAUCUCCCAGUCCAGAAAGAGCAAAAUUCCAAGGCCGGUCUCAUGGGCCAAUACAGAUCAAGUCAAUAGCUCCACUUCAUCACAGUUCUUGCCUCGACCACCACCAGGAAAGCCACCAACUAGGCCUGGAGUGGAAGCCAGGCUACGCAGAUACAAAGUCCUAGGGAGUAGCAAUUCCGACUCAGACCUCUUCUCCCGUCUGGCCCAAAUUCUUCAAAAUGGAUCUCAGAAACCCCGGAGCACUACUCAGUGCAAGAGUCCAGGAUCCCCUCACAAUCCAAAAACACCACCCAAGAGUCCAGUUGUCCCCCGCCGAAGUCCCAGUGCCUCUCCUCGAAGCUCUUCCUUGCCUCGCACGUCUAGUUCCUCACCCUCUAGGGCGGGGCGGCCCCACCACGACCAGCGGAGUUCAUCCCCACAUCUGGGGAGAAGCAAGUCACCUCCAAGCCACUCCGGCUCUUCCUCCUCCAGGAGGUCCUGCCAACAGGAGCAUUGCAAACCCAGCAAGAAUGGCCUGAAAGGGCCUGGCAGCCUCCACCACCACUCGGCCAGCACUAAAACCCCCCCGGGGAAGAGUAAGGCAGCCAGUAAGCUCAGCAGAUAGGAGCCGGGCUGCAUCUCUUUGCAAGGUGUGAGAUCUUCCUCCUGAACCUGAUGCAUGUUGUGUCCUGUACUGUCUAUUUAAAAAAUCAGUGUUGGUCUUCACUUGCAAAAAAAGUUACAUGAUAAAUUAUUUAUAAGAAGACAUAAAUAUGUGAUAGGAAUUACCUGAGGCAGGCAGCAAGCAGAUCAGGAGUCAAUGCCUUUGUGUAAGAAGCGGCAACCCAGCAAAUCCAAGGGGGAGAAACUCAUCAAACGAGCUCCCAUUUUUUAUCUGCCUUUGAAACAGAAGAAUCGAGGGUAGGAGAUAAAAUGGAAUUUUAAGGGAUUUGACCCAAUUUUUUAAGACUCAGAGAUUAUAUAGCAAAAAUGAAACUUAUUUUAAUAUUUUCAUUCAAAACUUACAACCUUGAAGAGUCAGUAUUGCUCAGAUAUUAGAGUAUGUGUAAGAAGUCUGGUGCCAGGAGGCCACUGCACACGUAUUUUUGACUCGUGAGUUUAUCUAGUGUAUUGAGAAGUCCCACCUUUACUUUGCCUUAUUCCUACUACCCUCCAUGGGUCUCACAUUUUAAAGUUAGUGUUUCUCACCUGGUUCAAUCUCUUUCCUUUCAUUUUAACAGUACUUUUAGCAGCACAUGCUGGCAAUUUCAAAUCCAGCUACCUUUUUUAGUCCCCUGAUAAUUUUCCUGGAGCAGCAUUUCUUAACCCAGUAUAUUUUUACUUCAAAAAAUAACUGAGAAACAUAGGUAAAGAAAAGGUCUAAACAGAGGUGCUUCGUAGGCUGUAGUGCUUUCGGCAGAGAGGGACAGAUUGUGGAGAGACAGCCUUUAAGGUAAAAAGAACCCUGUGCGUCCCUGCUGCGUCUCCUCUUGUGGAGGACAGCUGGCCAGAGCAGACCUUGCUUCCUUAGGUCUUCCUGGUACAGACUCUUCCCAGUGCCCACCUCCAAGAUGACACCAGGGAAGAACAAAGUUUACAAUGUGUCUUUAUGCUUUUAGAGAGCUAGAAAGAAAGAAAAAUUAGGUAUAUUGAGGCUUAUAAUCCUCAAACUGUGUAUUUUACACGUUUAACCAAUAAGGAAUGAAUAUCUGAGGAGACAAAUUUAGGCUAAAUAUUUCUUUUGAUGUUUUAUUACCUGCUUUUCCUGGGCUUUAGUUUGAAUUCCAUGUAAUUUAAAUUUAGGAAGCUGUAACAGGGAUCUGAUUUGUUCAGAUCUCACUCUGCUGCUGCCAGGUAUCAGGCAAAAUUAAAUGACACCAGACUUUACAAUGGUCUCUUUUAUAUUCUCUAGGUGUUUUGUGUUGUCACGACCUUAUUAAGGUCAGAGAAAUUGGUCUGCUUGCUGUUGAAAUUUGCCUUCUAGCAAACAUCUGUGCUUUCUCUUUGACCUUGUUUGCUGCCAAUCCUAAUACGGUUAAAUUGGAAAAAAAGAAAAGAAAGAAAUGUAUUUCCUCACCAAGUGAACAUAUUCUAAUGCUGCAUCAAAGCUGCCCUGAAGCUGCACUGAGCUUUCCUUGUUCUCUUUAUCUGUGUUGAACUUUUUAAAAAAAAACAAACUCAAAACACUUUUGAGGCAUAUAUGGUCUCCCAUAAGAAACGUAGCAUAGUGUGGAAUCUUCAUUUCCAGUUUCAAGCACUGCAGAGGAAUGUAAUAGAUAAGACCUAUUUGCUAUUUAACUUAAGCAGCUGUAUUAUUGGAAGGCCAAUCCCUCUGUAUUAUAUUGUAUAAUAGUUGCUAUAACACUACUUGCAUGUCUUCCUGGUAAAUUAUAUAAAUAUUUAUAGAGAGAGACAUAUGCUUAUAUAAACUCAUUCUUUCUCAUUCUCCAUUUGUAAUUUCAAGAUCACAGAUGGUGAGAUUCCUUUUCUAUUGUGUGCCUCGUGUACACUUGGGCCUUGCCGACCUUGGUUUUCUGAAAAUAUGUUCUUGGCAUGUGAUGCCUCAGAUUGUUCUUGCCUUCCCUGUGUACGAUGCAAGGGUUGGCAGACCUUAACGAGCCAAGAUGUAGUAUUUAAUUUUCACUUAAAGAAGAUUUUAAUAGGGGGCAAAUUACUGGCAACACUGGUUCACAGAUACGCCAUGUUAGUCACAUAGUUUUGUCCUUACAGUUGGAGUGGAUAAACUGGGCUGAAAAUCAUGGGUCUGACAUGAUGAAGUUUUAAAAAAAAUCUCUUAAAAAUUGCCAUUCUACUUCUUUUCACCUCACUUUUUUCUUGAUGGUGGUGGGGGGUGUAACCUACAAUUAAGGAAUGAUCUUUUUUAAUUUUUCUUUUCUUGUUGUAUUAGCUAAAUUGUACUAAAAAUAGCUGGCUUUAAAUCCUGACCCCUCUAGUCAGAAAUGUGCCGAGGCGGCUGUAACUGUGGUACGCGCGUUAUUUCAGUUCUCCUUGGCGUUUAUCCGCUGGCAGUCAGAACUGACAGUGAUGGCAACGUGGCAACUAAACGUUUUCUUUCUUGGUUCCUUCCCUUUUCUGCCAGUCUCCCCACUGUGUUGCCCCCUAUUCCUAGCACUGACAAACUCACUAAAAUCCAGAGGUCAACAGUGUCCUUAUGUAAUAGUAUUUUAUUUUACGUGUAGAGGAAAGAGGUAACCAAAGAUGUUUCUGCUCUGAUGCUUUUAAAACAUACUAAUAAUAUCUUAUGUAUCAAUAAAUCUACUCAAAAAUAGUGUCCUACAUAGAGAUGUUAGGGUUUUUAAAAGCAUAGCUUGUGCUUUAGAUGUUAGAUGUCUAAAUGCAGAAGUAGCAGCCCUGAAUGAAUCACCUUUGGCACAAGGAUUUUUGUUUUUCUUUCAUUUUAAAGUAUGAUGUAGAGAAUGGGUUCUUUAAAUUAUUCUUUAUUUAUUUUUGGUGUUUUUUUUUAGUAAUGGCGUAUUUCAGUUUUCAGUAA